This is a messenger RNA of Globicephala melas (long-finned pilot whale), 1751 nucleotides long. It is a transcript of the gene PBX4, whose product is annotated as PBX homeobox 4. Gene Ontology annotation, cellular component: nucleus. Gene Ontology annotation, molecular function: RNA polymerase II cis-regulatory region sequence-specific DNA binding; DNA-binding transcription factor activity. Lineage: Eukaryota; Metazoa; Chordata; Mammalia; Artiodactyla; Delphinidae. The record is from RefSeq and is a predicted model, not a curated record. Gene Ontology annotation, biological process: regulation of transcription by RNA polymerase II; embryonic organ development; brain development.
UUUGAAAACCUGAUUUUAAAAGGAAGCAGAAUGGUCAACAGUGUCGUCCUGGAGACCUGGGCUCCAGACCUGAUGAUCUGGAAGAGGCAGCUGAAGAGGACUGGCCCUUCAAAUCAUUCUGCAUGUUGGAACGACAGUAUUUCUGCAGACUUUACCUGGAAUAUGGAUUAAAUUCCGAAUAUUAAAAGGAGAUGAUGACAUAAGUUUGACUAUCCUUAAAACUUACUCAAAUGGCAAGAAAGCAUGCUCUGAAUUGUCAUCAGAUGAAGCCUGCUCUCUUCAGUGUGCCCUGUGAGAUCAAGGAAAAGGCAGGGUUGAACAUUCGUGGCAUUCUGGCAGAGGGUCCCCCCGACGCUCAGCUCCAAAAGCUGGAUAACAUGCUGCUGGCCGAGGGCAUGUGCAGGCCGGAGAAGCACCGAAGAGGAGCCCAGGCGGCGGCCGGCACAGCAACCCCAGGUGGCUGUCCAAAUGACAGUGGCCCUGAGCACUCUGACUCCAGGGCCAAGCUGUCCCAGACCCGACAGAUUUACCCCUCUGAGCUAGAGAAACAUGAACAGGCCUGCCGUGAGUUCACCACACAUGUCACCAGCCUUCUCCGGGAGCAGAGCAGGAUAAGGCCUGUCUCGCCCAAGGAGAUCGAGCACGUGGUGGGCACCCACAGCAAGUUCAACAGCGUCCCGAUGCAGCUGAAGGAGAGCACCUGCGAGGCCGUGAUGACCCUGCGCUCGAGGGUCCUCGACGCCAGGCGUAAGCGGCAGAACUUCGGCAAGCAAGCCACGGAAGUGCUGAAUGAAUAUUUUUAUUCCCAUGUGAGCAACCCUUACCCCAGUGAAGAAACCAAAGAAGAGCUGGCCAGGAAGGGUGGCAUCACCGUCUCCCAGGUCUCAAACUGGUUCAGCAACAAAAGAAUCCGGUAUAAAAAGAACAUGGGGAAGUUUCAAGAAGAGGCUACCACUUACACAGGUUCCUUUGGUCCCUUUCCGAUGACCAGCACCAGUGACACACUUAUCACCCUGCAGACGCUGGCCUCCCUCCGGCCCACCCCUGGGGAAGGCAGCCUUCUGGGCCAGGCCAGGGGCGGCUGGCAGGUGAGGCGAAUGUCGACCGCUUCACCUAUUGGAGACCCCGGCAGGGUCACUUCAAACGCAUCUAAUUAAGUGUUGGGAUGAGCAGAAAAGAGGACGGUGCGACCUGCCUUGGUUCCCUGGAAUUCAUGUUUCCUCAGAAAACCCAGAACUGACAGCAGACAGCGCUCCCUGAGCUGACGGCAGGCGACACCGGUACCACCUUUUGCUUGUCGGCUGGGGUUUGAAAUGGGCUGAGACACUGCUCGUUCUGCCAACUCCGUUUGGUGUUUUUGACAGUAAUUUUAUGGUUAAGGCUGAAUUGUUUCUUCCAGGACUUGGCACAAAUUCUCCCAUUACAGUUUUGGACCGAUUUUAAUUUCGAUGUCGUUCACUCCCAGAUUUGUUCCUGCCGAUGGCUGACCGCACAGGUGCAGGGCUGCAGCUGCGCAGUUGGGCGGGUUGUUACUCUGUUUGCUCGUUUGUCCAUCCGUGUGCCAACUCGCCCAGACACUGCCUUCCACACUCUCUUCUGCUGUGUCGUUUCAUGCGGUUUUGAUUUAAGUCUGUUGUGAGCUCAGAAUUUUACUGGGAAUUGGUUUGGCACCUUUUUCUGUUAAUACAAGUUCUACCAUUUUCAGCUGAAAUGUCGUUAAAGACGAUAAACUUCCCAAGCACUUUCCUGCA